AUGACUACAAUUUCAUCACUUCCCGAUGACAUUCUUUAUAUCAUCAGUAAAGAUUUAGGAUUUCUUUCAACUUUAGCACUUCGUUCUACAUGUAGAACACUUUAUUUAUCAUUUUCAGAUGCAGUUACAUUUUCUCAUGUAUUUAUCCCACCCUCCAUUUCCCAUGAUCAAUUCGCCAAAUUAUUUUCACAUUUAAAAUCGACUAAUAAACUCCCAUUUAUUCACCAAUUUACAUUCAAUAAUUCACAAAUAAAAGCAGAUGAAGUGAUUUCUGUAUUAGAAAAUUGUGAAAAUUUACAAGAAUUAUAUAUUCUAGGAUGUAAAGAGUCGUACAACAUCGAUACAAUUUCAACAAUUUCAGCUACAAUGUCAAAUAUGAUGCCUGCCGUUUUGAUGUCAAAUUCUGUCAACAUUUACACAAAUGUCAACCUCACAAAUCCAAUAGCAUGUAAUAAAAACAAUAAUGAAAAAAAUGAUGCAAAUGACGGCAUAUUCCAAUUCCAAUCAUGCUCAGAUCUCUCAUGCGAACUUUGUACUCAAAAAUGUGCUGGAUGUAAUACAAAAUAUAAAUAUUGGGAUGAGUUUUGGAUUAAGUGCGGUUGGUGUAAAGAUAGACAUUUUUGUGGUGGAUGUGUUAUAGAAGCUUCAAAGAAGAAUGUUUUUAAAACUUAUGCAUUUCAAUUUAUGAGAAUAAAAUUAUGUCAAAUGUUCGAUUUACCUUGUCCUCAUUAG
Cetraspora pellucida is the source of this 732-nucleotide messenger RNA. NCBI's taxonomy places the organism in Eukaryota, Fungi, Glomeromycota, Glomeromycetes, Diversisporales, Gigasporaceae. The record is from the annotation of a GenBank genome assembly.